AUGACUAUAUCAACAACUUUCAUGUCCAUCUCCUGCCGCCGCUGUUGCUCGGUCCUUCUCUCUAUCAUCCUUCAAAUUGGCGCUUCCUUUCCUUUCUACCGAAAACAAUUUCAUCUCUUCGCUUUUGGAUUCGCAAUCGAUGUCGCUCGAGCUCAGAACAGAACCGUUAAUGCCACCAUAGAUCCUGCUGAAGAAAGAGCUUUGAACGCCAUGUUUGCACGAUGGGGCAUUCAGGCCUUAGACACAUGGAACAUUAGCGGGGAAUUAUGCAGCGGCGUCGCCAUCGAUUCUUUAACUCCAAUCGACAUUAUCAAUCCGGGCAUCAAAUGCAGCUGCAACUUCAAUAGCAGCACCAUUUGCCACAUCACUGCUCUGAGGGUUUAUGCACUUGACGUUUCCGGGCCACUUCCAGACGAGCUUUGGAAUCUCACGUUUCUUGAGAAUUUAAAUUUGGGGCAGAAUUAUCUGACAGGUCCAUUUCCUGCAUCCAUUGGACGUCUUACUCGAAUGCAGUACUUGACAAUUGGGAUUAAUGCACUAUCAGGGGAGGUUCCCAGAGAGCUUGGAAUGCUGAAUGGUCUACUAUCAUUGGCAUUUGGCACAAACAAUUUCACUGGGCCUUUACCGUCCGAGCUAGGGAACCUAUCGAGAUUAACUCAAAUAUACUUCGAUAGCGCUGGAGUCAGCGGUCCCAUACCUGAUACAUUUGCUGGUCUACAGAGAUUAGAGAAAGUAUGGGCUUCAGACAAUGAACUCUCAGGACAGAUACCUGAGUUUAUUGGAAAUUGGACAAGCCUUGUACAGCUGAGGCUUGAAGGAAACUCAUUUCAAGGUCCAAUACCACAAUCUUUUUCCAAUCUAACCUCUCUUACAGACUUGAGAAUAAGUGGGCUAUCCAAUGGGAGCAGCACUUCACUGGACUUCCUACGAAAUAUGGCUUCUCUUUCUACCUUAGUUUUACAAAACAAUAAUAUUUCCGGGACCAUUCCUCAGUAUUUCGGCACAUUUCAGAAUAUGACACUCCUGGAUUUGAGCUUCAACAACUUGACAGGAACACUUCCUGAUCCACUUUUCAAUCUCAGUUCUCUCACUCACUUGUUUCUCGGUACUAACAAGCUAAAUGGUUCACUGCCAUCCCAAAAGAGUCCUUCUCUCCGAACUAUAGACUUAUCAUACAAUGAAUUAUCAGGAAGCUUUCCCUCUUGGCUUAGCCAGCCAAACUUACAAAUUAAUUUGGUUUCCAACAACUUCACCAUCGACAACUCUAACGGCAGUUCUUUGCCUUCUGGAUUGAAUUGUCUCCAAAGGAACUUUCCUUGCAACCGAGGAUCGCCUAUUUAUUCGAGCUUUGCGGUUAAAUGCGGCGGGCCACAGAUCACAUCAUCGGAUCAAGUCGUAUACGAAUGGGACAAUGAGACACUCGGUCCAGCAACUCAUUACAUGACUGGCACAGGCAGAUGGGCAGUUAGCAAUGUUGGUCUGCUUGGAGACAACAACAAUCCAAGAUACACAACCUUCACCUCUUCGCAAUUUACAAACACUCUCGACUCGGAGCUCUUCCAAACUGCUCGAACUUCGCCUGGAUCGUUGAGAUAUUACGGCUUAGGAUUGGAGAACGGUAAUUACACUGUGACCCUCCAGUUUGCAGAGUCAGUAAUCGUAGGAACAAGGACAUGGAGGAGCGUUGGCCGCCGUGUUUUUGACAUUUAUGUCCAGGGACUUCUGGUGGCGAAAGAUUUCGACAUAACCAGAGAAGCUGGGGGCUCUUUACGAGGUGUUGUGAGGCAAUACAGAGCUCAGGUGCUGCAAAAUCAUAUCGACGUGCAUCUGUUUUGGGCCGGGAAAGGGACUUGUUGUGUGCCGGCUCAAGGUACAUACGGUCCUCUUAUUUCGGCCAUAAGCGCUGCGCCGGCAGAUUUUACUCCGACUGUUUCGAACAAUCCUCCGGGAGGAAAUUCAAAUCGGACUGGCCUGAUUGUAGGGAUUGUUGUUGGCGUUGCUGCCGCAGCUUUUCUUUGUGUAAUUGCACUGUUUUUUGUUCUCCGCAGGAGGAAGAAGCAGAAAGACUUUGAGGAUGAAGAGCUAUUGGGUAUUGAUGCUCGACCCUACACGUUCAGUUACGCUGAGCUUAGAGCUGCGACAGAUGACUUUGAUCCUGGUAAUAAACUUGGAGAGGGUGGAUUUGGGCCUGUUUACAAGGGAAAGCUUGGAGAUGGAAGAGCAAUUGCAGUUAAGCAGCUGUCUGUGGCUUCUCAUCAAGGAAAGAGCCAGUUCGUCGCUGAGAUCGCGACUAUUUCGGCUGUGCAACACCGUAACCUUGUCAAACUAUACGGUUGCUGCAUCGAGGGAGAUCAACGAUUGCUCGUUUACGAGUUUCUCGAGAACAAGAGUCUCGACAAACUAUUGUUCGAAACUGGUAGCAGACCGCUGUUUCUCGACUGGGGAAAGCGCUACGACAUAUGCUUGGGCGUCGCCAGGGGCCUCGCUUAUCUCCACGAGGAGUCGAGGCUUCGAAUUGUGCACAGAGAUGUGAAGGCGAGCAACAUUCUGCUCGAUUCCGAGCUCACUCCUAAGAUCUCGGAUUUUGGAUUGGCGAAAUUGUACGACGACAAGAAGACACAUAUAAGCACCCGAGUUGCCGGGACAAUUGGAUAUCUCGCGCCGGAAUACGCUAUGCGCGGCCAUCUUACAGAGAAGGCCGACACAUUCAGCUUCGGAGUCGUGGCCCUCGAGAUCAUCAGCGGAAGGCCGAAUUCUAACUCGAGCUUGCAAGACGACAUGAUGUACCUCCUCGAAUGGGCAUGGCACCUUCAAGAGAACAACCGGGUACUCGAUCUGGUCGACCCUUCGCUGCACGAAUACAACUCGGAUGAAGCGACGAGGAUCAUCGGCGUAGCUCUCCUAUGCACGCAGGCAUCCCCGGCCCUGCGCCCUGCAAUGUCCCGAGUUGUGGCUAUGCUCUCCGGCGACAUCGAGGUGGCUUCUGUCACCACCCGGCCGGGGUAUCUAACCGAUUGGAAGUUCAACGACACGACGACGUUCAUGUCAUCGAAUGCAGACAGCUCGACAUCGAACGCCGAAAUUAGCUAUAUCGAGAGCAACACAAAUCCAACACAACACCCCCCUACAGAUCUAGAUCCUACUAAGCCCAUACUUCAUCAGAUCAUUGGUGAAGGCAGGUAA
Andrographis paniculata is the source of this 3183-nucleotide messenger RNA. Its product is annotated as probable LRR receptor-like serine/threonine-protein kinase At1g56140. The record is from RefSeq and is a predicted model, not a curated record. The transcript is spliced from 25 exons. Lineage: Eukaryota; Viridiplantae; Streptophyta; Magnoliopsida; Lamiales; Acanthaceae. Gene Ontology annotation, biological process: protein phosphorylation. Gene Ontology annotation, molecular function: protein binding; ATP binding; protein kinase activity. Bases 1 to 3183 code for a protein of 1060 amino acids.